Exophiala dermatitidis NIH/UT8656 is the source of this 837-nucleotide messenger RNA. RefSeq lists its product as uncharacterized. Bases 1 to 837 code for a protein of 278 amino acids. NCBI's taxonomy places the organism in Eukaryota, Fungi, Ascomycota, Eurotiomycetes, Chaetothyriales, Herpotrichiellaceae. The record is from RefSeq and is a predicted model, not a curated record. The transcript has a single exon.
AUGGACUCUUCGCAGCAAGACAUCUCUGAGACGCGCCGCAGCUCUCUCUUCGACUAUUCAGAAGUCGUUACGCUGAUGGUGGGAAAGGGAAAACGGACGACCCAACACUGUUUUUCUGCAAGUCUCCCAAGAUUGUGCUCGGAAUCUCCAUACUUCAAGGACAGGCUCUUUGGAGACCAUCAAGAAGCGAGAGACCGCAACAUCCAAUUUGGCACCAUUGAUCCUCGCACAGUUGUCUGCAUGCUAUACUGGUUUCGAGGAUGGACAUGCCCCUAUUGCCACGAAGACGCCCAUCACAUUGUUGAUUCAUAUGUGCUCGCGCAGAAGUACAAUAUUCCACGAUUCAAAUCUGAUUUGGUUCGGGAGAUGCAGACCGUACUCGACAAUAACGCCGCGGAUACGUCAGUGCUCAGUUGCUUUGUCCAUUUAUACCGAGUUUUGCCGGACGACUCUCAGCUUUUCGACCUACUCCACCGCCACCUUCUUGAUGAGCUGAAAGCCCUACUGCCUAUUUUGGCGCAGGUUUAUCAACCUUCACUUGCGAAACACCUUCGCGACUUGCUCGCUCUGAAGGGAGAGAAAUUGUCGGAGAUCAAAGCCCUGCUAGGUCAUGCUUAUCAGCACAGAAGUGCUCUUGAUGCAGCCGACCUCACUCGACCGUUUGACACAUUGUCUCCCAAGCCUCCUGACACCAAAUCGCACCAAAAUCGGUUCACAACCAGCUUCGACUCGAUCAGAGGCGAUUGCAUUACAUCGAGUACGACCUUACCAUUUUCGGAGUUGAUGAAUGAGCAACGGGCCAGUAAGCAUGGCAAGCACAAGAUUAUACCGAGAUAA